Messenger RNA from Neodiprion virginianus, 1318 nucleotides. RefSeq names its product mediator of RNA polymerase II transcription subunit 8 (gene MED8). The transcript is spliced from 6 exons. Gene Ontology annotation, molecular function: RNA polymerase II cis-regulatory region sequence-specific DNA binding; transcription coregulator activity. Gene Ontology annotation, cellular component: core mediator complex; mediator complex. The record is from RefSeq and is a predicted model, not a curated record. Gene Ontology annotation, biological process: regulation of transcription by RNA polymerase II. NCBI's taxonomy places the organism in Eukaryota, Metazoa, Arthropoda, Insecta, Hymenoptera, Diprionidae. Bases 349 to 1128 code for a protein of 259 amino acids.
CCCGGUUUAAAAAACUUUGGAUAAGUAAGAGAAUUGAAAAUUCUACUUUUAUGAUAGAUAAUCAUGUUGUUUGCACUCAAGAAGAAAAUACAAAUCAGGAGCUAAUAGAUACUAACUUUAAAUUUGACGCAUGAGCGACAUUUAGUUCCACGCUGCGACUACUUGAGCAUAGAUGUCGACACCAUCUCGAAAGCACGAUCAAGCACGAUCAGCUGUUCUAUCCGGAAAUUCUAGUGUACAGGUCAGUGAUUCGAAUGAUUCUGACCAAGGAACGUACGUCUAAACGCUGACAGCGGCGGUAAAUUGUAAUAAUUAAUCCGAUCAUCGAAGUUCAAGUCCUCUGUAGAAAUGCAAAGAGAAGAAAAACAGUUGGACUCUGCUCUGGAGGCGAUCAUUCUGCGAGUAAGUGAUCUAAAAUCUGCAAUCGCUGGAAUGCUUUACAAACUGGAGCACGAAUAUGAGACGCUGAACUGGCCAAAUUUUCUCGAUAACUUCGCUAUUAUUUCGGGUCAUCUGACGAGUCUUUCGAAAAUUCUUGGCCACGAUAAGGCACCAAAUAUGAGAAAUUUCACGAUAUUGCCACUCCUCUUGAGUCCGGAAAAGGAUGAGGAUCUGCUCCGAAUGACAGAAGGUAGAAUAUCAACAUUCGCCCACGAUUUGGUACCAGACUAUUUGAGAACAAAACCGGAGCCGAUGGCUGAACAGAAGAUGAAUCACCUAGAGCUCAAGGCUUCCAAUCUCACUUUCGAAGCAUCACAGGAUUCCAAUAAACAAGUAGCACAGUACAACAAGGUGGUUAGUCAUGUAUGGGACAUCGCAUACAAGGCCCGAGAAGAAUGGGAGGGCGAAGCUGGUGCCAGAGCUGCCCAGGUACAAACUAGCAGUUCCGCAGAUACUCACACCUUAGUUGCUGCAAUUGGCAUGGGUAAAGGCCUUAAGUCUGAUUCUGGACCGAUGGCUCAGUCCAGAGUGAGUCCAGGACCACCGGGUAUAAUGGCUGGGAGAUCUGGUGGCCAGGCACAAGCUGCUGGGCAAGGACAAAUAGGAGUGGGCCAAAUGGGAAAAGCUCCAAGCGCAAUCAAGACCAACAUUAAAGCAGCUUCACAGAUUCAUCCAUAUGGACGCUAGAGGUUUAGUCGGGAGAUUUUUGUACGCUUUUCUCAAUUGAAUGCCACAUAUAUGAGGAAGACUAUGAAAUCCACUAUUGCAUAGUGUUUUUGGUGAAAAUAUCCUUGUUUCCUACUAUAAAAGUUUUAUCCGUUGACUCAAAGAUUGAGGAUAGAGUGAAGAUGUGAAUUGUCUUGAAGCUGAUAUUUCG